AUGAACCACUUCCCUCACGGCUGGGGCAGACCUAGAGACGAUGUCUACGGCGCGUACGACUACUCACACUUUGGUGCUCAAGACCACGCAGGUCCCAUUCAACAUACUCAGUCACCCAUCGUCACCGGUACCUCGGUCAUCGGUCUCAAAUACAAGGACGGUGUUGUCAUCGCCGCCGACAACUUAGCUUCAUACGGUUCUCUUGCCCGUUUCACCGACGUCAAGCGUCUGCGCGUCUUCAACAAGCUCUCCAUCGUCGGCUUUGGUGGCGAUGUUUCCGACAUGCAAUAUCUCGAUCGCCUUCUCGGUACCCUGAACAUCAACGAGAACUAUCAAUCAUCAGACGAUGCCACCCUGCUCUCUGCCAGCAACCUCCACACCUAUCUCAGCAAAGUCAUGUACAAGCGUCGCUCCGAUUUCAACCCUCUGUGGAACGCCAUCCUGGUCGCAGGUCUUGAUGACAAGAAGAAGCCCUUCCUGGCUAGUGUCGACCUUCUCGGUACUACCUUCAGCGCCCCGACACUUGCCACUGGUUUCGGUGCCCAUCUCGCACAACCUAUUCUCCGCCGCGCAGUGCCCGAUGAGGAGGCAGCAUCAAAGCUGACCAAGGAAGAGGCCGUCGAGACCAUCAAGGAGUGCAUGAAGGUCCUCUUCUACCGUGAUGCAAGGAGUUUGGAUCAAUACAGCAUUGCCGUCAUCGACGGUCAGUCGGGUGUCGAUCUCAAGGAGUCCGAGAAGCUGGAAAACCAGAGCUGGGCUUUCGCAGAGGGCAUCAGAGGUUACGGCACCCAGACGCAAUAG
This is a messenger RNA of Aureobasidium subglaciale EXF-2481, 801 nucleotides long. RefSeq lists its product as uncharacterized. The coding region runs from base 1 to 801 and encodes 266 amino acids. The transcript is spliced from 3 exons. Gene Ontology annotation, cellular component: proteasome core complex. The record is from RefSeq and is a predicted model, not a curated record. NCBI's taxonomy places the organism in Eukaryota, Fungi, Ascomycota, Dothideomycetes, Dothideales, Saccotheciaceae.